UCUUGAGUGCUUCUAAAAUCACAGUGCUGUCCAUAUACUUUAAUCUGAAUCUCAAGAAUGUAAAAUACGUACAUAAAAAUAUGUAGAUAUCCUGGUGUCAUUUCAAUUCUUCGUUUUGCAUAGAGCAGGAACAACCAUUGUCCCUGACAGCCUGAACUCUUUCUUCCUGGUUAUUGUGAAAUCAAGUCAUUCUCAAAAGAGAAGAUGAAUUUGACUGGACAACAUCUAGAAGAUGCAGAGUUUGCCCAGCCAGACCCACACAAACCAUACAACUUUGUGGAGACCUGGAGGCCUAUUUCAGACGCCUAAGACUGAAAGAAUUCUUCAACUACUCUGCUGAACAAAACGAUGAACAGAGCACUGAACAGACACCAUCACAGCAACCAUCACUCUCCCAACCCAGCAAUACACAAUCAUCGUUACAAAACUCCAGAAAAAAGAAUUCCACAUGGACACCCCCUGAGGGCCGGAACUCUUCAUUGGACUUUUACAUUGAAUGCUUCCGUCAACGCACCCAGGCUGAAAUAAUUGACAAACAACAACACCUAAAGCAGAACCUCAGCCAUGCAGAAAGAGAUGCCAUAAACAGCCUCCAAAACAACUCUGGCAUCGUAAUCAAGGAAACCGACAAAGGUGGAGCAGUGGUCAUCAUGGACAAACAGAAUUAUAUACAGGAAGCAGAAAGACAACUCUCCAACACAACAUUCUAUAAAAUACUACCUGCUGAUCCUACGGAGCAAUAUAAAAGAGAACUCAAUAAAAUAUUGAAGACUCUUCCCGUGGACAUACAAGAAUGCAUCCAUACGGACACACCCCAGGAACCACGGCCAGGAAAAUUCUACCUACUACCCAAAAUCCAUAAACUGGGUAACACAGGACGCCCCAUCGUCUCAGGAAGAGACACUAUCACGGUAGGAGUCUCAGGAUACAUGGACUCGAUCCUCAGGCCCUAUGCCACCAGCACACCCAGCUAUUUACGGGACACCACUGACUUCCUCAGGAAAAUACAGUCCAUUGACAACCUACCUGAUGACACCAUCCUAGCAACCAUGGAUGUGGAGGCUUUAUACACCAAUAUCCCACAUGCGGAUGGACUGCAAGCCCUACAGAAUAUUAUCCUGGACAAAACCACAGCACACCUCGCCACUGAACUUUGUCACUUCGUACUCACUCACAAUUACUUCGAAUUUGGUGACAACUUAUAUCUACAGAUUAAUGGCACAGCCAUGGGCACACGCAUGGCACCACAAUAUGCUAACAUAUUCAUGGCGGACUUGGAACAACGCUUCCUCAGCUCCCAUCCACUGGAACCACUACUAUACUUAAGAUUCCUGGAUGACAUCUUCAUCAUUUGGACCCAUGGGAAGGAAGCUCUUGAGAGAUUUCAUCAAGACUUCAAUAACUUUCACCCUACUAUCAACCUAAGUCUGGACCACUCUACACAACAGGUACACUUCCUGGACACCACUGUACAACUACAUAAUGGACGAAUAAAUACCACCUUAUACCGGAAACCAACAGACCGAUACUCAUAUCUACAUGCCUCCAGCUACCACCCUAAACAUACCACUCGGUCUAUUGUCUACAGCCAAGCCUUACGUUACAACCGUAUCUGCUCCAAUGCUCUCGACCGAGACUCACACUUAAAGAGAUUUACAACAAGCAUUUUUGGGACUACAGUACCCACCAAAUGAAGUGAAGAAACAAAUCAACAGGGCCAGACUAGUACCCAGAAACAGCCUGCUCCAGGACAAGCCUAAAGGAACUAACAACAGAACACCACUGGUUGUCACCUAUAGUUCCCAGCUCAAACCCAUCCAACGUAUCAUCAAUGAGCUACAACCCAUCCUGGAAAAUGAUACCUCUCUCUCAGAAGCCCUGGGUGGAAGACCUUUCCUUGCCUACAGACAGCCCCCCAACCUUAAACGACUUCUCACUCACAACCAUGAAUCGGCCAGCAGAGUCACCAGCACAGGUACCAGGCCCUGCAACAGACCCAGAUGCCAGCUCUGCCCCUAUAUCUACCCAGGGGAUACAAUUACAGGACCCAAUGGCAUCAACUACACUGUCUCUGGCUCUUACAGCUGCUCAUCCUCCAAUCUGAUAUAUGCCCUCAUGUGCCAACAAUGUCCUUCUGCUCUGUACAUUGGACAAACCAGCCAACCUCUACGCAAAAGAAUAAAUGGACACAAAUCUGACAUUAGAAAUGGAAACGUCCAGAAACCAGUGGGAGAACACUUCAAUCUACCAGGACAUUCCAUCAAAGACUUAAAGGUCACUGUAGUUCAACAGAAACCUUUCAAAAACAAAAUCCAACGGGAGGAUGCUGAACUGGAAUUCAUAUGCAAAUUUGACUCUGUCAAGCUGGGACUGAAUAGGGACUAUGAAUGGUUAUCACAUUACCACAGGUAACAGAUUUCCUUUACAGAGGUGGGGUCUGGGGGAGCUCAGUGGUACCUGGCGUGGGCUUUCGGGAACCACAGAUCUCUUUGUCAGAUGCAUCUGGCAGGGAGAGCUGUGGUUACCGAAGGCCCAUACUGCAUUGGAAUUGGAUGGUCUAGCUAUUUGGCUUCUACAAACUAACAGGGCAAACUCCUUUGAAGCCAACUGAUACACACACCAAAAGGAGAUGUUUACAUAUACUAGCAAAGGAAUGUUUUGAUUGCUCCCUCCCCCUCCCCCCUAAUUGCCUCUUCCCUCUCUUGCUCUUCUGUGUUUGACCAGUCUCUGUAUCAGGCAUCUGACGAAGAGAACUUGAUUCUCGAAAGCUUAUGCUAAAAUAAAAUUGGUUAGUC
Molecule: messenger RNA, 2795 nt
Organism: Eublepharis macularius
Lineage: Eukaryota; Metazoa; Chordata; Lepidosauria; Squamata; Eublepharidae
Exons: 3
Coding region: 651-1694 (347 amino acids)
Source: RefSeq, a predicted model, not a curated record